Colletotrichum truncatum is the source of this 198-nucleotide messenger RNA. NCBI's taxonomy places the organism in Eukaryota, Fungi, Ascomycota, Sordariomycetes, Glomerellales, Glomerellaceae. The record is from RefSeq and is a predicted model, not a curated record.
AUGUCGGAGUCAGUGGAGCAUUGUGCUUCGUGGAAGACCCUUGGGCCAAUGUGGUGGAGGGCAAUAGUGGUCAACAGGCAAGAAACAAGAGGCCACAUAGGAACCCGGCAGGAGGCAACAAAGAAUUUACAGAUGCAACUGAGAAAACGGCAUAUACAAGUCCGGGAGGAUACGGACAAAACAAAGAGACAAAGCUGA